AGAAGAUCUGAAGAUUCUUCCAGUAGGCUGCUCUGAAAUAGGGGAAUUUCACAACAAAAACAAAGUUUUGUUUGUCGUGGAGUGAGAUUACCCUGAAUGGAGGAAAAUAGAGUAAUGGAAUUGGUUUGAGAAGAAUCUCCGGACAGGAUCCUGGGACCGUUCCUAUGGAUCUUGGGCUGUCGGUAAGCUCUGGCGGUCAUGAAGCAUUCCAGCUGCCAACACCAAAAGUAGAGGAUAUUAAAGAAGAGGAAUAUGAUCACAUGAUCACAUGUCAAGACGACGAGGAGGAGAAGCCGCUCACAGAGCUGUUCUGUAAAACUGAGUCUCUUGGCUCUAAUGAAGCAUCACAGACAACAGUGAAGGUUGAAGUGAAAUUAGAGGAUGAUGAAGAUGAAGAAGAAGACCAAGAGGAUGAUGAAGAAUACCAAGAGGAUUCUCUUCAGGGAGACCCCGUGUCUCUGGCCCAGAUGAAGAGGGUAUCAGUGGUGCUGGUGGACUGCUGUAGACCACAAGGAUGGCGAGGGAAGGAGGAGGAGAUGCAGACCAACAGAGAUGCACAUCAGAUCGAGACCAGUGCAUCAAAAUAUCCACAUGGAACACAACAGAAUGAUAAACUCAACCUGCAUCUCCUAGAAGGACUGUACCACUGUGCAGUCUGCAGGAAGAGUUUCACAGCCCUGAAAGAACUCAAGAAACACCAGAAAAGGCACUUUUGUGUCGUUAGUCAGAACACUGGCAAAGAACUUUUUAAAUGUGACCACUGUGGAAAAAUGUUUAGGGACAUUUCGGGUCUUAAAACUCAUAUGCUGACUCACAAUGGAAAGAAGACUCAUGUAUGUGCCCAGUGUGGAAAAGCUUUUUCACAAAUGUCAUCUCUUAAAAACCAUAUGCUUAUUCACACUGGAGAGAAGCCUCAUAAAUGUGCCCAGUGUGGAAAAGCAUUUAAAAGGGCCACAACUCUUAAAAUCCAUAUGCUUACUCACACUGGAGAGAAGCCUCAUCAAUGUGCCCAGUGUGGAAAAGCAUUUAAACAAAUGUCAAAGCUUAACCGUCACAUGCAUACUCACACUGGAGAGAAGGCUCAUCAAUGUGCCCAGUGUGGAAAAGGUUUUUAUGAAACAUCAUCUUUUAAAAACCAUAUGCUUACUCACACUGGAGAGAAGGCUCAUCAAUGUGCCCAGUGUGGAAAAGCAUUUACACAAAUGUCAACUCUUAAAAUCCAUAUGCUUACUCACACUGGAGAGAAGCCUCAUCAAUGUGUCCAGUGUGGAAAAGCAUUUACAGAAAUGUCAAGUCUUAGGACCCAUAUGCUUACUCACACUGGAGAGAAGGCUCAUCAAUGUGCCCAGUGUGGAAAAGGUUUUUAUCGACCAUCAGCUCUUAAAAGCCAUAUGCUUACUCACACCGGAGAGAAAGCUCAUCAAUGUGCCCAGUGUGGAAAAGCGUUUACACAAAUGUCAAAUCUUAGGACCCAUAUGCUUACUCACACUGGAGAGAAGGCUCAUCAAUGUGCCCAGUGUGGAAAAUGUUUUUAUCAAACAUCAACUCUUAAACGCCAUAUGCGAACACACACUGGAGAGAAGCCUCAUCAAUGUGCCCAGUGUGGAAAAGGUUUUUAUCAAACUUCAACUCUUAAACGCCAUAUGUUUACUCACACUGGAGAGAAGCCUCAUCAAUGUGCCCAGUGUGGAAAAGGUUUUUAUCAAACAUCAACUCUUAAAAUCCAUAUGCUUACUCACACUGGAGAGAAGCCUCAUCAAUGUGCGCAGUGUGGAAAAGGUUUUUAUCAAACAUCAACUCUUAAAAGCCAUAUGCUUACUCACACUGGAGAGAAGCCUCAUCAAUGUGCCCAGUGUGGAAAAGCAUUUACACAAAUGUCAAGUCUUAGGACCCAUAUGCUUACUCACACUGGAGAGAAGCCUCAUCAGUGUGUCCAGUGUGGAAAAGCAUUUACAGAAAUGUCAAUUCUUAGGACCCAUAUGGUUACACACACUGGAGAGAAGGCUCAUCAAUGUGCCCAGUGUGGAAAAGGUUUUUAUCGACCAUCAGCUCUUAAAAUCCAUAUGCUUACUCACACUGGAGAGAAGGCUCAUAUAUGUGCCCUGUGUGGAAAAGGUUUUUAUCAAACAUCAACUCUUAAACGCCAUAUGCGAACACACACUGGAGAGAAGCCUCAUCAAUGUGCCCUGUGUGGAAAAGGUUUUUAUCAAACAUCAACUCUUAAACGCCAUAUGCGAACACACACUGGAGAGAAGCCUCAUCAAUGUGCCUAGUGUGGAAAAGCAUUUGAAUGGACCACAACUCUUAAACACCACAUGCUAGUAUGGCACAUAGAGUAUUGUACUCACAUAUUAUUAGUUAUUAUUAGAUAAGUGUUUAUGCUUAAUAUACAUAAGUAGGUUUGCAGACACCCCUUAUUUAAUGUAGCCUAAUACUAGUAUACUUCCAAACUACACACUAUAGAACGCACGAGACCACCUGAAAGUUUAAAGCUGUGGGUUCGAACGGAGUUCUUUAGUUUGUAUCUGGGACUCGAGUAAAGCACCUGCUUAGCCACAUAUUGUUUCAACUCUUAUUCUUUCAGGUGGGUUAAUUUCACGUAUGAAUGGGUAUUAACACAGUGUAACAUUAGUGUAUCUUGUCUGGUAUAGAAACUGCCAUUUUGUCACUAAUAAUGGUUAGUAUACAACUAUGAAGCGAUUGUGUGAUAAAACCGGAUGGACGUUAUUGUUAGUUUUGCUUGCAUGCUAGCAUGCCCUGAACAUCGUUAAUGAACUUAGUCAAUGUGAGUGUGAGUGGUCAGCUGUAACGCUUGCCUCCACUAUUACAUAGAAAUGUAAAAAAGCCAAUGACAGGGCAGUAAUAUGAAAGCUUAUACCGAUUCUCACUCGACUUCUUGAUGACGGUAAAACGUCAACUGUCCGAGUGAAACAGCUGACUAGCAGCUGAGUACGGUUCAGUUUAUCGUUGCCACGGCAACGGGCAGCUCAUUGGUCAUUUGUACAUAAAUAAAGACGUAUAGUUUAGAGUAGGAAUUUAGAUGUUGUAUUUAUAUGUUAUAUUAUAUAUUAUUAUAAUUAUAUUAAUAUCAUAUUAAAAUAUUAUAAUUGCACUGUAAGUUAUAAUUUGUUAGCCUAUACUUUUUGUCAUGUAUUGUAUUGAGUUUGUAUCUGGGACUCGAGUAAAGCAC
Messenger RNA from Alosa alosa (allis shad), 3190 nucleotides. Its product is annotated as oocyte zinc finger protein XlCOF6-like. The coding region runs from base 165 to 2273 and encodes 702 amino acids. The transcript is spliced from 4 exons. Gene Ontology annotation, cellular component: nucleus. NCBI's taxonomy places the organism in Eukaryota, Metazoa, Chordata, Actinopteri, Clupeiformes, Clupeidae. The record is from RefSeq and is a predicted model, not a curated record. Gene Ontology annotation, molecular function: DNA-binding transcription factor activity, RNA polymerase II-specific; RNA polymerase II cis-regulatory region sequence-specific DNA binding. Gene Ontology annotation, biological process: regulation of transcription by RNA polymerase II.